Acinonyx jubatus (cheetah) is the source of this 12148-nucleotide messenger RNA. RefSeq names its product ectopic P-granules 5 autophagy tethering factor (gene EPG5). Gene Ontology annotation, biological process: autophagosome maturation. NCBI's taxonomy places the organism in Eukaryota, Metazoa, Chordata, Mammalia, Carnivora, Felidae. The transcript has 44 exons. The record is from RefSeq and is a predicted model, not a curated record. Gene Ontology annotation, cellular component: cytoplasm. Bases 93 to 7823 code for a protein of 2576 amino acids.
CACGUGAUAAGUCCAGAGGCCGGAACUGGGCAGGUUGUGGGACGCGCAGGGUUUUGAUAAAAACAAACGGCGACGGCGCCGCCGCAGGGUCUAUGGCCGAGGCGGUAAGGCCCCAGCGCCGGGCCAAGGCCAAGGCCAGCCGGACAAAAAUCAAGGAAAAGAAAAAAUCUGAACCCCUUCAGAGGGAAGAAUCUGAUGAAGUCUCCCUUCCGAAAACCUCCAGAGAGCUGGAAAUUUCUGCUCCAGCUUGUGAAUUCAAAGGAGACUGUCUGAAGGUGUUAACUGAUUCUCAGCUCCAGAAUGCUGCCAGUGGACACAACGAGAGUGAAAUGUUUGAUGUACCACUCACCUCCUUAACCGUAAGCAACGAAGGGUCCCUGACAUGGAACACAGAGACCUCAAAGGAAGGGGAGGAGGUCAGAGCCUGUGUUGGGGACGAUGCCGUGAAGCCGAAGGUCGACCCUGGAGACAGUGCCGGAAUCAAAGUAGAAACCCCCAAGAACUUUACAGAAGCAGAGGGAAAUACAUUGAUACAAUGUGGACCUUCUGAAAGCCCCUUGCAACCUGAUUUUUUUCAUACUCAGCAAGAAAUGGAAAAUUUACAGGUCAGAGAAACUCCGAAAAAGAAAGAAGACAAACAAGCCUUGGGUCUUUCUCCAGAGGUGCUACAAAAUGUUGGCUUGCAGAGUUCUUGUGAAGCCAAAGACAUUUUUCAGCCACCUAGAGUGAAAAGACUGUAUCCCCAGCUGCCAGCUGAAAUUGCUGGAGAAGUACCAGCUUUGGUGGCAGUGAAACCCUUGUUCCGCAGCGAGCGACUGUACCCCGAGCUCCCAUCUCAACCAGAACUGGUACCAUUUACUAAAGAACAGCUAAAAAUCUUUGAGCCUGGUUCGUGGCUGGAAAAUGUUGAGUCGUAUUUAGAAGAGUUUGACAGCAUGGCUCAUCAGGACAGGCACGAAUUUUAUGAGUUGCUACUGAACUACUCCCGAUGUAGGAAGCAGCUGCUGCUGGCUGAAGCUGAGCUCCUUGCUCUGACGUCUGAUUGCCAAAAUGCGAAAAGUCGACUAUGGCACUUUAAGGAGGAACAGUUGUCUGUGCAGGGUAUCUGUGCAGAUCAAGUGAAAGUUUCUGGCUAUCAUCGCUACCAAAGAGUAGAGAUGAAUGAAAAUGCACUGGGGGAGCUAAAGAAGCUAUUUGAUGCCAAAUCUGAGCACCUCCACCAGACCCUCGCUCUGCAUUCGUAUACCUCUGUGCUCUCAAAGUUGCAAGUGGAGUCUUACAUUUAUGCCUUACUCAAUAGUUCAGCUGUUCUGAGAUCUUUAGCAGUUCAAGGCCGAGCUGGUAAACAGACUGAAAGCUUUCCCUCUGAUCUGUGUCAACUAAAGGAGUGCAUUAGUGUCUUAUUCAUGUUCACCAGGAGGGUUAAUGAAGAUACUCAGUUCCAUGACGAUAUUCUUCUCUGGCUGCAGAGAUUGGUAUCAGUGUUACAAAGAGUUGGCUGUCCUGGAGAUCACUUCUUCCUUUUAAACCAUAUUCUUCGAUGCCCGGCAGGUGUUAGUAAAUGGGCUGUUCCUUUCAUCCAGAUCAAAGUGUUGAAUAACCCGUCAGGGGUCUUUCAUUUUAUGCAGUCCCUUGCUCUGCUAAUGUCGCCUGUCAAAAAUCGAGCAGAGUUCCUAUGCCACAUGAAGCCCAGUGAGCCAAAGCCAUCCUCCUCGGGGCCUGCAUCUGGGACCUGGACACUAGUAGAUGAGGGAGGAGAAGAGGAUGAAGACCCUGAGACCAGUUGGCUGCUUCUUAAUGAAGAUGACUUGGUUAUCCUUUUAUCACAGUUUCCAUUUCAUGAGCUCUUUCAACAUCUUCUUGGGUUUAAAGCAAAAGGUGAUUAUUUACCUGAAACAACAAGACCUCAAGAGAUGAUGAAAAUGUUUGCGUUUGUUAACUCACUAGUGGAGCUUCUGGCUGUGGGGUUAGAAACGUUCAAUAGAGCGCGCUAUAGGCAGUUUGUGAAGCGGAUUGGUUACAUGAUCAGGAUGACCCUUGGUUAUGUGAGUGACCAUUGGGCACAGUUUGUGAGUCACAACCAAGGCUUGGGUUUGGCCCAGCAGCCCUACUCUGUGGAGAAACUACAGGUUGAAUUUGAUGAGCUGUUUUUGAGAGCUGUCCUCCAUGUGCUGAAAGCCAAAAGACUUGGCAUUUGGCUGUUUAUGUCAGAGAUGCCCUUUGGGACGCUGUCUGUCCAGAUGCUCUGGAAGCUCUUCUACCUCAUGCACCAGGUGGAGAGUGGGAAUCUGGAGAAGCUCUGCAUCAGUCUCCCGCCUGCGGAGUGCAAGAGGCAGCUCCAAGACCCAGAACAUUUUGUGAACUUUGAGAGGUGUCUUUCUUCCAUGAAUAGCUCAGAAGAGAUUUGCCUUCUAACGACAUUUGCUCAGAUGGCUCAGGCCAGAAGAACCAAUGUGGAUGAAGACUUCAUAAAAAUUAUUGUUCUGGAGAUAUAUGAGGUAUCUUAUGUCACCCUGUCCACCAGAGAGACUUUUUCAAAGGUUGGUCGAGAGCUCUUAGGGGCCAUCACAGCUGUUCACCCUGAGAUAAUUUCUGUCCUUUUGGAUAGAGUUCAAGACACCAUUGACCAGGUUGGAAUGGUUUCUUUAUACUUGUUUAAAGAACUGCCUCUGUAUCUCUGGCGACCUUCUGCCUCUGAGAUAGCCGUGAUUCGGGACUGGUUAUUGAAUUAUAACCUGACAAUGGUGAAGAAUAAGUUGGCCUGUGUUAUUCUAGAAGGACUAAAUUGGGGAUUUGGUGAACAGGGUACCCUUCAUCUGGAUCAAGCAGUCCAUGCUGAAGUGGCUUUAAUGAUUCUUGAAGCGUACCAGAAAUACCUUGCACAGAAGCCGUAUGCUGGGCUUCUUUCUGAAAGUAUGAAGCAGGUUUCAUAUUUGGCCAGUAUUGUUCGAUAUGGAGAGACACCUGAGACCUCAUUUAACCAGUGGGCCUGGAACUUGAUCUUGAGGUUAAAACUGCACAAAAAUGAUUAUGGAAUACAGCAGAAUUGUCCAACUGUUCCCUUCUCCAGCACUGUGCCUGACAUGACAGAGUCACCCACGUUUCAUCCUCUCUUGAAGGCUGUUAAGGCGGGCAUGCCCAUCGGCUGUUAUCUGGCCUUAGCUAUGACGGCUGUGGGCCACAGCAUUGAGAAGUUCUGUGCAGAAGGCAUCCCACUGUUGGGAAUUCUGGUCCAGUCGAGGCAUUUGCGAACAGUGGUUCAUGUCCUGGAUAAGAUCCUGCCUUUGUUCUACCCUUGCCAGUAUUACCUUCUGAAGAAUGAGCAGUUUCUGUCACACCUCCUUCUGUUCCUACACUUGGACAGUGGCGUCCCUCAGGGUGUCACACAGCAGGUCACCCACAAGGUGGCACAGCACCUGACAGGAGCCAGCCAUGGGGACAACGUGAAGCUUCUCAACAGCAUGAUCCAGGCCCACGUAUCCGUAAGCACCCAGCCCAAUGAAGUGGGCCCCGUUGCCGUGUUGGAGUUCUGGGUUCAGGCUCUAAUAAGCCAGCAUCUUUGGUACCGAGAACAACCCAUCCUCUUCCUCAUGGACCACUUGUGUAAAACAGCUUUUCAGCUGAUGCAGGAAGACUGUGUGCAGAAGUUGCUCUACCAGCAACAUAAGAAUGCUUUGGGUUACCACUGUGACCGGAGUCUGCUCUCUUCUUUGGUGAGCUGGAUCGUGGCUGGCAACAUCACUCCUUCCUUCGUGGAGGGCUUGGCCACGCCUACUCAGGUCUGGUUCGCCUGGACAGUACUGAACAUGGAAUCCAUCUUUGAAGAAGACUCCCAGCUCCGAAGGGUCGUUGAAGGGGAAUUGGUUAUAAACACUGCUUUUACCCCUGACCAAGCUCUGAAGAAAGCCCAGGCCCAGCUGAAGCUCCCCAUCGUCCCGUCCCUCCAGAGGCUGCUGAUUUAUCGCUGGGCCCACCAGGCCCUUGUCACGCCUUCUGAUCACCCUCUUCUGCCUCUCAUCUGGCAGAAGUUCUUCCUCCUGUAUCUUCACCGCCCAGGACCGCAAUAUGGGUUACCCAUAGAUGGUUGUAUUGGAAAAAGGUUUUUUCAAAGCCCUGCUCAUACCAGUUUGUUGAGAGAAAUGAAGAGGCGCCUGACUGAGGUGGCCGACUUCCACCAUGCUGCGAGCAAGGCCCUCCGCGUUCCAGCAGAGGGCAGUGAAGGGCCACCUGCUGGCCAGGCUGGCACCCCUGGUUACCUGACUUCCCCAGAGCUGCACACGGAGCUCGUGAGGCUCUUCAAUGUAUAUAUAUUAUGGCUAGAAGAUGAGAAUUUUCAAAAAGGAGAUACCUAUAUCCCUUCUCUACCAAAGCAUUAUGAUGUUCACAGGCUAGCAAAAGUGAUGCAGAACCAGCAGGAUCUGUGGAUGGAGUAUUUGAACAUGGAGCGCAUACGUUAUGAGUUCCAGGAGACUGUUGGUCUGUGGACACAGGCCACACUUGAGUCCCAUUCGCCGCCCUGCAGUUUGUCAGUGCAGCUGGACUUCACUGAUCCUUUGUUGGCUAAAGAAAGGGUUUUAAGCAACUUGCGGAAGCACGAGGCUCCUCAGCCUCCCCUUGAUCUGCACCCAGUGAGGCCUCCUGUGCCAGUCAUUUCCUCGGCUGUGCUCCUGAGUCAGAAGGACACCACCCAGCUGGUGCGCACAGACCUGAAUCUGUUGCAGCAGCAGGCCAGAACUGCAGCUCUUCGAGAAUCUCAGCAGGUUGCCCUGGAUAGUGAGCUGUUGGACACAAUGCCCAAGCAGUAUGUUAAUAGAGAAGAACAGACCACACUACAUUUGGAGUGUAGAGGCAGUAGUGGUAAGAAAUGCCAAGGAGCAGCAGUUGUAACAGUUCAGUUUGAAGGUAUGCAUAAAAAUGAAGCAGUAAGCCAACAGCUUCAUGUUUUGCGAAAAGAAGUGAAGCAGUUGCAAGCAGAAGCUGCUAAGCCACCCUCACUUAAUGUUGUGGAAGCUGCUGUUCAUGCGGAAAACUUGAUUACGGCCCUAGUGAAUGCCUACAAGUUGCAGCCUACCCCUGGGGUUCAGAAGGUUGGCAUUAGCCUCUUCUUUACUGUUGUGGAUUAUGUCAGUGAUGAGACUCAGCGCCAUCCUCCCACAAGGCAAUUCUUUACUUCAUGCAUUGAGAUCUUGGGACAGGUGUUUAUCAGUGGCACUAAGUCAGAAUGCAGAAAAGUACUUGAGACUGUUCUGAAGAAUAGAAGGCUGUGCUCUCUCCUGUCCCCUUUCUUCACUCCCAAUGCUGCACCUGCGGAGUUCAUUCAGCUCUAUGGGAAAGUGGUGAAGUUUCUAAGUGAGGACAACAGUGAUAUGAUUUUCAUGCUGCUGACCAAGUUCGAUCUUAAGCAAUGGUUAAACGCCACUAAACCUCCUCUGUCUGAUCGUACCAGGCUUCUGGAGUCCAUUCACUUGGCACUUACUGCCUGGGGCCUUGAACCAGAUGAGGAUAUUUUGAUGCCUUUUAAUCUUUUCUGUAAGCACUGGACUUACCUUCUUCUCUACCAGUUCCCUGACCAGUACAGUGACAUUCUCAGGCUGCUGAUGCAAAGCUCCGCGGAGCAGCUGCUGAGCCCGGAGUGUUGGAAAGCCACACUGAGAGCCCUGGGCUGCUGUGCCCCAAACUGCCAGCAGGGGGCAGCUUCUGCCGAGAGCUCAGUGCUUCAAAGCUCUCCAGAUGUUCUCUUGUCCGAUAAGCAGGUAAUGGAGACGAUACAGUGGCUCUCAAAUUUUUUUUACAAGCUUCGCUUAUCCACAUUGGACUUUAAAAGCUUUGGUUUAUUCUCAAAAUGGAGUCCUUACAUGGCUGAUAUGAAGACACUCUUGGGCUAUCUUGUUAAAAGGCUGCUUGACUCAGAAAUGGCCUGCUUGGCUCAAGACCCAUCUGCCAGCAGCAAAGCAGUGCUGAGAUCCCUACAUUCAGUAAUCAUCCAGCUCUUUAAGCCAUGGAUCUUGGUUUUAGAGGACAAUGAAAGCAGCCAACGACAUUACCCCUGGCUGGAAAGUGAUGCCGUGGUGGCCUCGAGCAUCGUGCAGCUGUUCACUGACUGUGUUGAUUCACUGCAUGAGAGUUUUAAAGAUAAGCUAUCACCAGGUGAUGAUGGAGCCCUCAGGUUGCACCUGCUGCAUUACUGUGAAGCAUGCACAGCACCCAGAAUGCCCGAGUUCAUUCUGUACGCUUUCCAUAGUGCCUACCGGAAGCUCCCGUGGAGGGACCUGCACCCUGACCAGAUGCUCAUGGAGGCCUUCUUCAAAGUGGAACGAGGAAGCCCUAAGAGCUGCUUCUUAUUUUUGGGGUCUGUCCUGUGCGAAGUCAACUGGGUCAGUGUGCUCUCUGACGCCUGGAGCCCCAGUCCUCACCCAGAGACGCGGAGCAUGAUUGUCUGCCUCCUUUUCAUGAUGAUUUUAUUGGCAAAGGAAGAUCAGCUGGUAGACCAAGCAGAUUCACCUCUGCUGAAUCUCCUUGGACAAACAAGCUCACUUUCGUGGCAUCUUGUAGACGUUGUGUCAUACCAGAGUGUGCUAGGUUAUUUCAGCAGCCAUUACCAGCCAUCCGUCAUCCUGGCAAAGGAACCUUCUGCUGAAUUAAUCAUGAAGCUCCUGAGAGUGUCUGCAGGCCUUUCUGUUCCUACUGACGGCCAGAAACAUCUCGAUGCAGUUCCAAAAUGCCGAGCCUUCACUCAUCAGAUGGUUCAAUUCCUCAGCUCCCUGGAACAAAAUGGAAAAAUCACCUUAGCAGCCCUAGAAAAGGAGAUGUCUAAGCUCUUAGAUGAUAUCAUCGCCUUUAACCCACCUGACAUGGACAGCCAGACCCGCCACAUGGCGCUCAGCAGCCUCUUUAUGGAAGUCCUGAUGAUGAUGAACAACGCAACUAUUCCAACGGCAGAGUUCCUCCGGGGCAGUGUCCGCACCUGGAUUGGGCAGAAAGUGCACGGGCUGGUGGUCCUGCCUCUCUUAACAGCAGCCUGUCAGAGCCUGGCUUCUGUCCGCCACAUGGCUGAGACGACGGAAGCCUGCAUCACUGCCUACUUCAACGAAGGCUCCCUCAGUCAGAAUUUAGGAUGGGGCCCCAUUCUGGUGUCCCUCCAAGUUCCGGAGCUCACCAUAGAAGAAUUUCUGCAGGAGUGCCUGUCCCUCGGCAGCUACCUGACUCUCUAUGUCUACUUGCUACAGUGUUUAAACAGCGAACAGACUUUAAGGAACGAAAUGAAAGUGCUUCUCACCCUGAGCAGGUGGUUGGAGCAGGUGUACCCCGGCUCCGUGCAGGAAGAGGCCAAGCUGUUUUUGUGGUGGCACCAAGUCCUGCAGCUGUCCCUGAUUCAGACGGAACAGAAUGACUUGGUCCUGAUAGAGUCUGUCGUUCGAAUUCUGCUCAUGCUUCAGAGUAGACAGAGCCAGCUGGCCGAGGAGAGGCUCAGCUCCGGAAUUCUGGGGGCAAUUGGGCUGGGCCGGAAGUCGCCCCUGUCCAACAGGUUCCGAGUGGUUGCUCGAGGCAUGGCCGCCUUCCUUUCGGUUCAGGUUCCUUCCGAGGAUCAGAUCCGUUUGAAGCCUGGCUCUGAAUUACAUCUGACCCCAAAAGCUCAGCAGGCUCUGAAUGCUCUUGAAUCCUUGACAUCAAGUAAGCAGUAUGUUGAAUACCAGGAUCAGGUAUCACAAGCUGCACAAUUUAUAAAGCAUCCUGGCCAUUGCCUCCAAGAUGGGAAAAGCUUCCUGGCUCUUCUUGUUAACUGUCUCUAUCCAGAAGUGCAUUAUUUGGACAACAUACGAUAGUAACACUGAGUCUCUCAAAAAAACCUGUUGCUGUUUAUGUUUACAUUUAACUUUGCUGUUGCACAAGUAACUUUGCUCAGUCUUACUGCAGAGCUCAGUUGGGCCAGUGAGUUCGUUGACUGAGAGGCAAGUCGGGAGGCACUAGAUAAUUCUGUUGUGCAUGCGCAUGUGUGUAUGUCUUUGUGUGUGUGUGUGUGUGUGUGUGUGUGUGUGUGUUUUCUUAGUUCUUGAAACUUCCCAGGGCCUUUGUAGUUUUUAUGUUCACCCCACUGGAGAAAAUGAGUCCCACUUGGGCACAGAGCCAUUCAGCUGCUGGAUCCCCAGUCACCUCACAGGACCCCCCACGGGGCUCUGUUGUAUGUCUCCAUUUCUGUCUUCCCUGUUUUAUUUAAAUCUCAAGACUGCUGUGUCAGAUCUAACUGCUUUGGGAAUCAUGUAGAACCCUCAGUUUUGAACCUCAUUUGUGUUCUUUCAAAGUAAAACAAGCUUUGAAAACUUCUGCAUUUCUCAAAUGUGGGGAAAUACACCAGCUUCAAAGUAUUAUUUCCCUCAAAAUGGAGAUAAGAAUGCUGAGUUAAAGUGAGGCAUUGUCUGAAAUGUGGCCACUUGAUCCUUGAUUGUAGAGGAUGGCAGAGAUGGUGACAAGUCCAUUUCCAUCCCACUGUGGUCCUCAUGAAGAAGGAGAUGUCCAUGUAAACCGAGGGGGCACACAGGUAGCAUGUGAUGAGCAGACUGUGUACAGACGUGUUUCGUUUGAUCCCCGUGGUGGAGAGUGUGGUCACUGUGGACAUAUGUGGACAUAGUGUCAGGCCUACCCCAGCCCAUUCCUGCAUUCUCACCGCUUCCUCAGCCCCCGUGGACAUCAAAGUUUGCACCUCUUGAUAGACAGCAGGUUUGAAAUCUGAAGGCCUUGCUGUCUAGAGAGAGAGUCUGAGAACUUAAUGCUCUGUAUUCUGCUUGUUUCUUCAUUCCACAUUUAAGCUCAAAUGAAGUUAGACACUUGUCCGUGGAAACUUGACUUUUCCAGUAGCCAUGUGCCUUCUGUUGUUGUUCACCAUUCACUCGCUACCAGAGCCUGUCUGCUGCCUUGCUCUGUGGCCAGCUUCUUGCUCUUGUCAUUUCCACCCCCGGCAUGAGCGGUUUGACUUCUGCCUUCCUAAUUCUCUUGGCUCGAAAUUGAUUUUGUUCACUCAGCUGGCAGAAUAUGUCUUCUGUUCAUGGAUUAAUUAUAACCCGAGGAUAUUUAUCUAACAGUGUCUGAACUGAGAGCACUCAGCAGGGGGAAGCGGGAUAAAGGUUAACGGAGUGAUAACCUCUCUUCAGAUCUCCUCUUGGAGUGCUCCCCCCAACAUCUGGAAAUGUGCGGGAGCCUGUUCUCCCAUUUUGAACUUGUUUAGUUGCACAGAACACAUCUGCUCCACAGAUCAAGAUUAUCCCUGUGAGCCUCCAAGGUUGUAGGCCACAAAGCAUCCCUCUCAGAGGGCACAUCACAGGGCUCUCCUUGGUUUUGCUUUUCUCCAUUUUCAAAAUCAGUCAGCCUCCCUGUGCUGUGUUAAGAAAAUGUCAUAAGCUGUGGGCAGUUCAGUGGCCGAUUUGGCAACAAAGAUUUCAUGACAGAAGUGUUUUGUGUGCUGUUUUCUGUGAGGAGGCUGUAAUUAUUGAUAUCCUAGAAUGUGAAAAUUUUGAGUGACAGUCUACAUUUUAAAGAAAAUUAUGAUUCAUCUAUUAAUUUUCAAAGGUUUGUAAUAUUUAUAAUGUAUUUGGUCUGUAAAAAUUAUAAAAAAUAAAAUCAGUCUUUGGUUGUAGCUGGCAAGAAUAUGAAUUUUAGGGGUAUAUCAGUUAAAGUUAAUGCAGAAUGUUAUGCCCAGUGUCCUCUGUUCUGAUACUGGAACUUGAUUAUCAGAGAUGGUUGGUGAAAUACUUCCUCUCUGACUACUUUGUGCUUAACAGUGGAGGCCUCACUCACCACAUAGCCUCCUUGGAGCGUCUCGAGGCUGAGGAAGUGCUUUAAAGAUGCUGAGAUAGUUCAGAAGGUGGCAGCACUGCUGUAGCCUUCUGGGGGCAGAACAGAACAGCCAGCCCUUGGCUUUCAGGAAUGAUGAGCCUUUGCUGCCAAAAACAGUCGGCCUCCGGAGAGCGCAGGGCCAGGUUCAGACACCCUUACCUGCGGUGCCACAUGUGAUGCCUGGAUCAAGCCAGACCAAGGCCGCCCCGCGCCGAGCAGUGUUGGAGGCGAGCUAGCACCGACCUUCCCUGCCUGUGCCCGUUGGUGGCACCUGGCUCCGACAGGGACGUUGUGACAGGUGCCUCCCCUGCAUCUGCACUCAUCUCCCCACAGCUCACAGAGCUCGGGUCCGAGAGGCACGCUUGACCUCCCCCGUGUCCUGGCUCCUGCGCCCGACUGGAACAAGGGGACAGGGCAGAAAGCUGGAAGGCACAGGCCGAUGGGGAGGUUGUGCUGAUUUGUCCGCUCAGCCUGAUGGAGGAGCCAGGACCCACCCGACGUGAUCCCAGAGCUCCUGGGCGUGCAGAGAACAUCAUGAUCAGUUUGGGGCUCAGUCACAUCUGCCCCCUGGGGUGGCCUGAGUCCCUCAUUCUGAGGCUGGGCGAGCCUCUCCAGAAAAUGAAAAUCCCCCGAGUGGGCUCACUUCACCCUAACCAGCCCCAUUCCUCCCGCUCAGUUACUAAAAUCAGCGCAUCCAGGGGGCACAAGGUAGGGUGUUCAGUUCAUGCCCUUUCUUUUGAAUGAAGGUGAUACACAGUUUUCUAUUGGGUUUUUAAUACUAAGGUUAAUGAUUUCCUCUGGAGCAGGAAGCAAAUGCUGUAGAAUCAUGACUUUUAAAGUUCAUCUGGUCCCACUUCUCACUCAGCAGGGACCCCCAGCCCUGCUCUUCCAGCCAACCCCCUGCCUCUCCUCCGCCCUGUCCUGUGGCCAGUAGUCCUGCCCCUCGUGGACAAGCCCAGGUGGGCAUUGGCUUUAUGUUGUGCCAGAACUGUCCUGAUGACAUUGGUCAUGGUUCGGCUGCAGCUGGCCAGGCCGGGGCUCCUCUGCUACUCUAACCGAUCUUCUAACAUUUUCAGACCUCGUCACCCACCUGACCCCACCGGUCCACCUCUUAGUCUUCAUGCUAAAUGCUCAGUGCCUUUAGUUGGUCCUCUUCCCCCAUGAUGUCUGACAGGGCUGCUCUUUGGGGAAAGUGCCCAAGUUAGCCCAUGUUACUCCAAAAGGGCCGUGUCCAUGAAUACCAGGGCUGGGGCCCAGGGGCACAAACUUGAGGUGGCAGUCACCCGCAGGCACCAACAGAGUAUGCUUCCUUCUGUUUUGUGCCCUUGGCCUGAUCUCUGUCCCGGGCUUUGUCACACCAGUGUGGGCCAAGCAGUGACGUUGACCCCCUGGGACAUGUGGAUGGCAUCAGCUCUCGGCGGCUGUGCCCUGUGGUUCGCACGUUCAGUUAGUGGCGAAUUCAAACUCCACACCUUGGUUUAACAUUAGUUGCUGCCCAAGAUCAGUCUCAUCGCCUGCCUGCAUGAUAAGCUAACAAAUAAGGCGCUUUGCACGUAUCCUUUAACACUGUCUGCUCUUCAGUCUGGACCAACUUCACAGCUUAUUUUGAAUAGUAGCUGAGUUUUUUUCUGCUCAGUUAACUUUGUCUUCUUAAACAAAACGAGGAGUCUAAUGUUGGAAACAAACAUGUUGCUUUUUUUUUUUUUUUUCAAGAGUAUCCUCAUACUGAUCUUCCGUUUGAAUCUGGGUUGAGCUGGAUAAAGUUCUUUGCUUAUAGCCAGGCACUCUUACAGACCUUGUCCUGGUCCUUGGUGAUCCCCACACAUUAUAGAGCCAUCAAGUGUCCUGCAGAAGCUACAGCUGACAUUUCUUCCAGUCUGGGUAGGUUCCUGAUUUUUGGUGACAAUAACUUGAAAAAAAUAAAACUGAACUACUGACCCUGUUUGGGGAUAAUGAAAUCACUAAGGAAUGAACGUUGUUUAUUAAAACUUUUAUUUUUUAAUGUAUAGGUGUAAUAUCUCUCACUGAGCGCUGAAGGUUAGAAUUUAGUUUUCCUUCAGUGGCUUAAAAUCACUUAUGUGGCAACAAGUACUUCCUGAGUGUGUUUAACUCUUUCCUUCCCACAUGUAUAGUGUGGCCUUUAACAACCACAUCUUAUCCGGUCAUCAAAUGUGCAAUAUUCACUUCUUGUUCAUUGUUGAGCAUUUUACAUGCUUGUACAAAGAUUGAGUUUUUAUAUAAUGAUGAGAAACAGAGAAAUGCGAAUGGGUUUAAGUAAAAUCCUGCAAAUAAACCAGAAUUAAAAUUGAAUUUACAUGUG